AUCUCCAUUUUCAUCAUCAACCAAACAAUACCACGUACAAAAUCUUCCUUCCCUUAACCUACCUACAUUACUCUCUCUCUCUCAUCUCUCUGUUGUAUUAUUAUUGAAAGAGAUCAGAAGAGGGUUUAUAAAUUUGAUCAUAGUUUUAGUUUAUAUUUUGGGGAUCAGAAGCGUUGCAUCGAUCGGUAGGACGUGGACAGAAGAAGGGGAAGAAGAUGGGAGUUGAAGGGACAAUUGAUUACAUAGCUGAUCUGAUCAGCAGCACAAAGAAGAAGAAGAAGAAGCAGCUCAACACUGUGUCUCUCAAGGUUAGGAUGGACUGUGAGGGCUGUGGCCAGAGAAUUAAGAAUGUCCUCUCUGGCCUCAAAGGAGCAAAAUCAGUGGACGUGGACUGGAAAAUUCAGAAGGCAACAGUGUACGGUUUUGUGGAUGCUAAGAAAGUGCUCAAGGCAGCUCAGGCAACUGGGAAGAAAGCUGAGCCGUGGCCUUAUGUGCCCUACGAACUCAUCGCCCACCCCUACGCCUCCGGCGUCUACGACAAGAAGGCGCCGCCCAAUCUUGUCCGUGGCACCGACGAGCCAGGCGUCGCCACUCUCAACCCUGUCGAGGAGAAGUACUCUCUCAUGUUCAGUGACGACAAUCCACAUGCUUGCUCUAUCAUGUAGAUCUAUUUGCAUCGUAAAUGAAAACCAUUCGUGCUCGAACUCAAUAUAUAUACGUACGAUGGUUGUUAUGUUA
This is a messenger RNA of Sesamum indicum (sesame), 738 nucleotides long. RefSeq names its product heavy metal-associated isoprenylated plant protein 24. Lineage: Eukaryota; Viridiplantae; Streptophyta; Magnoliopsida; Lamiales; Pedaliaceae. Gene Ontology annotation, molecular function: metal ion binding. The record is from RefSeq and is a predicted model, not a curated record.